Messenger RNA from Salmo salar (Atlantic salmon), 1721 nucleotides. The record is from RefSeq and is a predicted model, not a curated record. Lineage: Eukaryota; Metazoa; Chordata; Actinopteri; Salmoniformes; Salmonidae.
AUGAAAGCGGAGAGCAGACGAGCUGCAGACAAUCCGCGCAAGCGCAUCGUCAAUAUGGGUCCACACGCUAAUGUGUCCUACUACCUAUCCUCACACGGUGCUGUGUGGAGUAGCCCCCUCCUGCACCUGUGUGGUGACCCCAUCCCCCGGCCCUCUGCUACCCCUCCUCUCCUUCAGGAGCCACGGGGAGGGCGUCACUCUGGUGUAAACUCCCACUCUGUUAUGGACCCUUCCCUGCCUCUCUCUGGCCACAAGGAGAGUGGCAACUGCAUCGAUGGAGGGAAGGAGUACCCCUCGUUCCUGCAGUAUGUGGGAGGGGGGCCCGUCCCGCAGUCCGGUUCAGCUCUGUCCAUCCCUGAGGCUCUAGGAGUGGUGGGUGUGGUUCUCCCUGACUCCUCCCCAGUCAUCAUGGUGCCCAGUCCAAAGUACCCGCUGCCUGCUCUAGAGUUCAUCCAGGUUCUCCAGUCCUCAGGUCUUCCAGGAGGCGUGGUCAGCAUUAUAACUGGUGGCAGAGAUCAGCUGACCCAGGCUCUAGCCAAUCACAGUGUUAUCAAGGCCAUAUGGUACUGGGGGAGUAUGAAGGGUUGCCAGUUCCUUAAGCACAUGUGUUCCAGCCCUCUGAAAAGCCUGUGGCUCCACUGCCAGGAGGAGGAUGGAGGGAGAGACUGGGCCCAGCCUCAUCCCUCACUCCUGGAGGAGAUGUGGAGACAGGCCGUCCAGUGGAAGAGUGUCUGGAUCCCCACUGCUUAGAGAGAGAGGGGGAGAAAUGGGAGGGAAAGAGACAUAGGUGAGAGAGAAAGAGGCAGGGGGGACAGUAGAGGGAGAGAUUUAGUGUAUUAAAACAAUAACAUGUAUUUUAAGUGGAGGGGGGGGGUUGUAAGGGUCAUUCAUAGUCGUAAACUGGGAAUGAUUUUAUGUAAUGCAUUUGACAGACGGGUGAUUUGGGAAUUUACUACAAACCAUAUAAAACAUUUUACAUUACAUUUACAUUUUGCCAUUUAGCAGACGCUCUUAUCCAGAGCGACUUACAGUAGUGAAUGCAUACAUUUCAUUUCAUGCAUUUAUUUUUUAUUUUUUUGUACUGGCCCCCGUGGGAAUCGAACCCACAAACCCUGGCGUUGCACGCACCAUGCUGGCGUUGCAAACUCCAUGCUCUACCAACUGAGCCAGAAGAUCAUGAUGACUAUAAAACCUUCAAGGAUGUUCCAGUGGUUUUCUCCCAUCAGUAGGCCGAUGACUCGGUGGUAAAUAACACUGAGAGGUGUUAUAAACGGUUAUAUCCUUUAUGGAUCACUGACUUAUACCUCCAUCACUCCUAUGCCUGGUCUGAUGCCUUAAUAGCACUGGCGGUGAUGCAUUCUCUACAGGAAGCCAGCUUUAGUCAGCCAACAAUACCUUCAUAAUUUUGCCUUACUGUGUGUUAUAUCAAUAGGGGGCUUAGAUUGAGAAAAAAAUUAGAUUUCUGUCCCCCAUGAGAAGUAAAUACAGCUGUACCAAUUUUAGAUUAUUAGUACCGAAUUAUGUUAAACUGUAGUAGUGUUCCAAACACAAAAGUAGACAUUCCUUUUGUGGGAUCUUCAAUCGUUCCAUAGGGAGCCCUGACCCAUUUGUCUUAAUUUAUGUCCAAUCAGACACUUUGAAAUAUAUGAUAAAAACAUAAUACAUUAAUGUAGUUAUGACGUUCAAAAGCCAUAAUAAAAAGAUAAUCACCUCAUGAAAUA